AUGGUUAUCACUGUCUUCGCUACCUCCUCGUUUUGUGUCUUCUUUUCCGAUAGUCUUCCUUUUGCCGCUGCCGCUGUUAAGGUUUCCGCUACUCAUCACUGCAGCACCACCGCAGCCUCACUGCAGGAUGUCGCAAGUAUGGUCACCUUCCAGAUCUAUGUCCCUAUCAGACGGGGAUCCGGGGCUGUCGUGUUUCCACUGCGGGAGCGGCUGGGACGGGCACACACUCCACUUCGACGCAAUUCGACCCCUCCAAGUUCCACAGCAAAACUGUCUCACACUAGCAGCAGGCUUCCGGGUCUUUCUUCGGCCAUGAUGGAUGGCUGUUCACCUAAUGUUGCCCUGCAGAACCCUGUUUCGACCCUCGAUGGUUCUCCAAGCUAUAUACUUCUUAUUAUGUUUACGGUUGGUAUAGCUGUCGCUGGCCCCAGUAGCCAGGGGAUGGCGGGCUUCCACACUCCGCCUUCCGUUGUGCCGCCGCUGCCGUGCCGAUAUAUUAGGAAAGUAUCGAUGGGACAGACGUGGAGGUCUCCUUGGAACCUGACUCGAGUGCAGCUGAGGUUCCCAAUCUGGUUGACUUCGCUACCGAGAUGGUUCUGCUACCAAGAUAAUCCCCACAUGGGGUCGGCUGUACUCGGGGUUAGGUCUCUGUGGGCCGUGUCUGUUGCGCUUGGCCCGAGGCGAUCCGCGCGGGCUCUUCGGGCCAUACAUCCGCCUCUCCUGUACUUCAAAGGUGAGGAAACCUUGCUGGGGUUGGCUGCUCUAUCUGCACAAGCCGACGACACGAUACCAGAAAUCGCCAAUGAGAUGGGUUGA
This is a messenger RNA of Hypoxylon fragiforme, 816 nucleotides long. RefSeq lists its product as uncharacterized. The record is from RefSeq and is a predicted model, not a curated record. NCBI's taxonomy places the organism in Eukaryota, Fungi, Ascomycota, Sordariomycetes, Xylariales, Hypoxylaceae. The coding region runs from base 1 to 816 and encodes 271 amino acids. The transcript has 3 exons.